CUACGAUAUCCUGCAACGUUCAUGCAAAUUCGGCUCUACUGAAGCAAUAGACCUGAGGCACCUCUCAGGUGACCCUUGGUAUUGGUGAACGUGUAUAUAUAUAUAAAAAUGGCGAAAAGUGAUACAUUCAAGGGUUUCAAAGCCUUUCCAGUGAAGUUCAGUGCGGAGAGUACUACACAACAUUGGUUAUAUUAUAAGGAACAUUCUGUGCGAGAAAAGAAUUCCAGUAAACCCACAAACAGAACGCUCUUCAUCAUAAAUGUACCUCCAUAUUGUAAUAAGGAUUGCUUUAAGCGAAUUUUCAGUGUAUGUGGAUCAGUAACAUCAGUAUUCUUUCAUCAGAAGCCAUCAGCAGGCACAACACCUCCUGAAGAAUCACAGUUUUUCACAAAGUGCCCACGAAUUAAGGGAUUCAAGGUUGCAUAUGUGGUGUUUGAAGAUAACAGAGGACUUCAGAGGGCUUUGAAACUGGGAGAGAAUAUGAAACCAGUAAUUUUAUGCACAAAAGAGACACCCAUUUUAUGUGGAUUACAAAAAUGGUGCCAAGAAUAUAACAACAGAAUACCAGAUAUCAGUCUUUUACAGAAAGAAAUUGAUACUUUCAUGGAAAAAUUUGAUGAUGAAGCCCACAGAAAGGCCCUAAAGGAAAAGGAAAUGAUGCAAGAGGAUGAGGAGGGCUGGAUCACAGUCACAAAGAGAGGGAGAAAGCCUGGAUUUGCCCGUAAGGAAAGCGUUGAAAAGAAAAUAAUGGGAAAAGAAAAGCAACGAAGAUCAAAGAAAGAACUGCGAAACUUCUACAGAUUUCAAAUACGGGAGUCCAAAAUGAAACAUUUAGUGAAUCUGAGGAAAAAAUUUGAAGAAGACAAGAAGAAGUUGGCACUUCUGAAACAGUCAAGAAGAUUUAAGCCAUUUUAAUCAAUGCUUCACCAUUGUCAGAUGCUUUCAGUUAAUGUCAAUAAAAGCCACAUGUGAAAUAGUAAAAUAUGUGAAACAAAUAAGGCUAAAUAAAGGUGUUACAAUAAUUAUCCCA
This is a messenger RNA of Zootermopsis nevadensis, 1030 nucleotides long. Its product is annotated as ribosomal RNA-processing protein 7 homolog A. Gene Ontology annotation, molecular function: nucleic acid binding. The record is from RefSeq and is a predicted model, not a curated record. Gene Ontology annotation, biological process: rRNA processing; ribosomal small subunit assembly. Lineage: Eukaryota; Metazoa; Arthropoda; Insecta; Blattodea; Termopsidae. Gene Ontology annotation, cellular component: UTP-C complex; CURI complex.